Molecule: messenger RNA, 4095 nt
Organism: Ostrinia nubilalis (European corn borer)
Lineage: Eukaryota; Metazoa; Arthropoda; Insecta; Lepidoptera; Crambidae
Product: mucin-5AC-like
Exons: 5
Coding region: 1-3009 (1002 amino acids)
Molecular function (GO): nucleic acid binding
Source: RefSeq, a predicted model, not a curated record
AUGUCAGCUACUUCAUUUCCUGUGACUAUUUCAUCAAUGGACACUAACUCUGCAACUCCAACUCUCAUAGCUGAUCCAACUCCCAAUCCCACUCAGCCUAGUCCUAUUACUCCUGCAGCCAGCUCUAUAUCGGCUACAGAGUCUAACUUAACUGCUGGAGCUGAAUCAUUUGCUAGCACUACUUCAACUACUAGUGAUAUUUCUACUCCCAGUGCUAAUAUUCUCCCAGAUCCUAAAGCUAAUACAACUUCUGUGUAUGUAUCACCUACCACCACCAUCUUGGCUACUAAACUUGAGGACUUAGCUAACACCUCAGUUAGUGACAUCCCUACUCCCAGUGCUAACAUUCUUCCAGCUUCUAAAGCUAAUCCAGCUUCUAUUACUCCAAAAUCUAGACCUUUGUCAAGGCGCAGGUCAAUUCCAGGUCUCGUUAUUGAUUCUGAUCUGAUGUCUAAAUUAUCUCCUAAAUCUGGCUCAUCUAUAAGCCCUGUCUUAACUUCGACAGCGACAAUUCCAGCUCCCAUUAUUUCAGCUGCUAAUAUUUCAGUUACAGAAGAUACCUCAGCCCCUAUGACUGACUCAUCUAUUAGCUCCGUUUCAGCUGUCAGUAGCAAUGUAACUAGUAAAAUAGCUCUCAAUAUUUUUCCAACUGUUGAGGCUGCAGCUUCUGUGGCUAUCCCAGCUACCAAUCAAGGUCCAGCUGCCAGCGAUGCCUUAACUUCAAUAACUGAACCGCAGGAUCGAAAUGUCCCAUCACUUACCACGUAUCUGGCUUCCAUUUCUAAACCACUUUCUUCUAUGCACAUUGGUUCGAAAGCUCUUCCAGCUAAGAAGGCAGUUGCAGCUGCCAGUUUUAUAUCAGCCAGUCUCUCGGCUCAUAAGCCUGACUCUAAUGACACUACCCUGACUUCUACUGCAGAACCAGUUCCUACUGUCUCUCCAGCUGUCAGUUACAUAUUAUCGGCUGCUAAAACUGUCCCAACAUCCGCCACUGCUGGUGAUAUCCCAGAUCCCAGUACAAAACCAGCUGGCAGCGAAUCUAUUGAUUGCACUAUUUCGGAUCUCAUUGCUGACAUAUCUAGCAAGGUAGCAUCAACCUCCAGUGAUAUCCUAAUUCCACCCAGUACCAAAGCAGCCCUUAGCGAUUCUUUAGCUACCAGCAUCACAGCUAUCACUACCUCUAAAGGUAGACCAAUUUUAUCUGGCACUACUGCGUCUACUGUCAAUGAUACCCCGAUUCCUAGUGCCAAAACAGCUGGUGAUUCUCCUGCUACCAGCUUCAUCUCAGCCAUUCAUGCUAGCAUUGGCCCCAAGUUCAUAUCAGCUCACAGCAUAGAACCAGAUGACUCCAGCCCAGAUCCCAGCGAAAAAUCCUGCAAAACUGGACCUAAGUUUCAACCCAGGCUAACCAACUAUCAGCGGAAACUUGGGAAGUUGUUCGAGACACCUAUAAGUUCGAGUUCUAUAAGUAAGGCAGAAAAAAUGAUGUUGAAAAUGGGAUGGUCUGGUGGCGCACUCGGCAAGCAAGGCGGAGGUAUCAUAGAGCCAAUAACACCCAAUUUGGAAUAUGUCAAAACGACAAAAGGUCUAGGACGCAGACCUACCGAACGGCCACCUAAACCUACCCCUAUUCAGAUGCCUAAUCCAGCCAAGCGCUUUAAAAAGACUGAGUCUAGCAAUCCAUGCUUGAAUAUCAUAAAAGCUAACAUCAAACGUAGAAUGCUCAAGAAACCAGAAGAGACGAAAGAACAGAAAAAAUCUCGAAAACUACAACCGCGCCUAGUAAAGGCACGUAGGAAGAAUCUCUUCAAAAACAACGUCUUGCAGUGUAUACUGGAAUUUGUGACUAACGAGCGAGAGAUAGGGAUCCUUUUUGAUGACCAAUUGCAUAGCGGGCAGAGGAAGAUCAUACACGACAUAGUGGAAAAGAUAAGGAAUGCGGAGGCGCCUGAGAACAAGCACACUAGGGGCUUAGAUCAAGCCCUGUUGAGCAAUGUAGCUAGGAAGAACAGAUACAUGCUGCAGACGCAAAGCGAGGGAGUGAUGCCAAAGCGGCGCCUAUGUCUAUUCAAAGAAGCGCCAAAGUCCAUGUAUCUCGUAACACAUUACAUGUUGAACGACCGAAAAACUGAUUACGUUAAACUAGAAGAAGACCAAAACGUAAGCCAAGCAAAAAAGUAUAAACAGAUAGGCCUAGCACGUAAACAGCGAUUGAUAGAUGCGAAACAGCGGAAAAAAGCGAAACAGCUGCGAAAAGCUUUAAAAAGAGCCCAGAAAGUUAAUGCUGAUAAAGUUGAAGUAGAAAUAAACAUUGACGAGUACAAGUUUGUAAAGGAUGAAUUUGAUAAUUAUGUCGCCCGUAAAAUUACUGACAUAGAAAAAUCUGAUGCAAAAGAGAGUAAAGCAGACAAAAUAAAACAGAAUAUAGAAAAAUCUGAUGCAAAACAAAGUAAAGCAGACGAAAUAAAACAGAAUAGUGACAUGGAUCAACCAAUGAGCGACUAUGAUGAGGAUAUGCUCGAAGAUUAUUUCAAAUCGAGCGAUGAAGAUGUCGAAAUGACGAAACCCGAAUCUCAUGAUGAAUUAAAAGCUAUCUUUCGUAUUGAAGAUAAAAAAUACAAAGUUCAAACCGCUGCACAAAAUAUCAAUGUUAAGAAAUCAAAUGAAACCAAACUAGAUGUGGAUAACAAUAAUAAAUUCAAGAAAUUUGAAGAGAAAUAUGUAAUUAAAACGAGAAAGGACUUUCUGAGGCAUAACCUAAACAAGUGUUUCGCUGAAUUCCUCAAUGGUGAAGCAUUUCUUGAAUUCAAAUUCUUGGGACAGUUUGAUACAGAAGAGUACGAAGUGAUGAAUGAGUUUCUAAACGACUUCUUCAUGGCUAAGAGCUCAAAUAAAGUCACGAAUGAGGAGUUUAGUGAUAUUUGGAAAAGUGGGGAUUGGAAUUUGGGUUAUAAACGGGAUUUGAAUGGAGGUUUAAUGAUAUACAAAGUUACAAUCAAGACAGAGUAAGCAAGUAAAGAAACGUAACAAUUCGCUUGCUUCAACCGUUCAAAGAAAUCGCUCAAUGCUGAAAAUGGAAAUAAAUAAUGAUCAUUAUUGGUAACUAAUUAUGUACCAUCGGCCACAGUGUUAACUAUCCAUUGCCUGUCAUGACGUCUCGUUCUAUCGCAAAGAAUCACCAUUUGAUUAGAGCGAGAGCAAAAACGGAAAUGGAUAGUUAACAGUGUGGCCGUGUGUACAUAGUUCGGUCUUAAGUUACUAUUAUGUGCAUGAAUCUCUACAGUACAGAAUAUCAAGCUUACACUAUGGCAGUGUUUUUCAACCUUUUUCAUGAGACGAUUCCCUUAGUAAGAAAAAUUGCGCAUAAUACAUUAUAAAAAUAAUGUUACAAAGAUGUUGUAGGGACUGAAUACUUCAAUGAGGGUUUUCGCGAAUGAGAGAUCCGCUAGAUGGCGGGACGUGGAUGUGGGGUCUGACUGCUGCGUGAUUGGUGGAUUUUGACAUAUCUGUCAAUGUCAUGCCAAAAAUAACCAAUCAUGCAGCAUUUGGACCUCGCGUCUACGUAUUGCCAUCUGGCAGAUUUUUCAUUCGCGAAAACCCUCAUUCAUACAACAUUUAUGCAUUUGGAUAAUUUGAUUUCAGAUAAAUCUAUAUUUAUAACUUUACUAGCUUUCCGCCCGCGGCUUCGUCCGCGUGGAAUUUUGUCUGUCACAGAAAAACUUUAUCGCGCGCGUCCCUGUUUCAAAAACCGGGAUAAAAACUAUCCUAUGUCCUUUCCCGGGACUCAAACUAUCUCUAUGCCAAAUUUUAUCAAAAUCGAUUCCGUGGUUUAUGCGUGAAAGCAAGACAGACAGUUACUUUCGAAUUUAUAAUAUUAGUGUAGAUUAUUUUUUAAUGAGGUAGUUUUUACCUCUCUCUCCCCGCUAUAGAGGCUUCACGACCCCCGGUCGAAAAACACUGCGCUAUGGAAUCGUACGUAGUUCGAAUAAGUAUGUGUUAUUUCAAUGUGCUAGUAGAUAGAUAGAUAUAACGAUUAUUAAAAGAGUAUUAAUCAAUCUAGUCUUACCUAAAAACAGGGACAAAAUGUCCAACGAA